Messenger RNA from Anopheles merus, 1863 nucleotides. Its product is annotated as lipase 1-like. Lineage: Eukaryota; Metazoa; Arthropoda; Insecta; Diptera; Culicidae. The record is from RefSeq and is a predicted model, not a curated record. Gene Ontology annotation, molecular function: hydrolase activity, acting on ester bonds. The transcript has 3 exons. Bases 1 to 1209 code for a protein of 402 amino acids.
AUGUCUACAAAUUGUUUAACGUUCGCCGUAACACUGUUGAUGCUAACGAGUGCUACCGGCGGGAAGUUUGUCAUCAGCAGAAUCGAUGGACAACUUACAUCGAUAGAGCUCAUCAACAAGUACGGCUACCGUGGCCAGGCGUACACGGUUACCACAGCCGAUGGUUACAAGCUCGGCGUCCAUCGGAUAACACGAAAGCAAGGCCCCGAUCCGGACCGGCUGCCGGUACUGCUGGUGCACGGUUUGCUCGGCAGCUCGUCCGACUGGCUGGUGAUCGGACCGGAGGAUGCGCUAGCCUACCAGCUGGCCAAAGCGGGCUACGACGUGUGGCUGAUCAAUACGCGCGGCAAUCGGUACUCCCGCCAGCACGUGCAGCUGUCACCGAGCGAUGCGGCCUUCUGGAACUUUACCUGGCACGAGAAGGGCAUCUACGAUCUGCCGGCCGUGAUCGACUACAUGCUAAACGACACCAAACACCCGGCCGGGCAAAUUUACUACAUCGGCUACUCCGAAGGUACUACGGCUUACUUUGUGAUGACGAGCAGCCUGCCCGCGUACAACCGCAAGAUCCGGUUGGCCCACGCGCUCGCGCCGUCCGUGCUGCUGGAUAGUGUGCGCAGCCCGGUGCUAAACUCGCUGGUCGAUAAUGCGCAAGUUAUCAUGCCACUCGCAUUCACUACGAACCUGGUGGAGCUGCUGCGCUGGUCGGAACAGCAGAGCGGCAUGCUGCAGACGAUGUGUCCACCGGAGUCGAAGAGAAACCCGUGCGUCGUGCUGUUUGAUAAUCUGUUUGGCCCCAAUCCGGAAUCACUCGACACGAAUGCCAUUCAAUCGUUGGUUGGUCACUGUCCGUCCGGGGCAGCGGUUAAGGAGGUCUACCACUACCACCAGGUCAUUCAGAAUGGAAUCUUUCGACCGUACCAGGAAAGUGCCGUGGAUCGCAUCGUCGCACCGUACAACCUUAGUGCCUCGGACGUCCCGGUGCACAUCUACUACGGCAUGAACGAUUGGAUCAUUCAUCCGAAAAAUGUGCGAAAGUUUACCGCUGCGCUGCCGAACAUUCGCGAGUUACGCGCUGUCGGGGGUAAAAAAUUUACCCAUCUCGAUUUCAUCGCUGCUAAGCGCAUUAGAACGGUCCUUUAUACUAAAAUCAUGGCAAAUCUGCAGAAUGAUAUGGUUGAGCUUUUACGACAAUUAGAGAAAAGUUAAACUGCUAUCGAGGUGAGUCCGGUGUAUGGGACAAGACUAUUUUGAAAUCAAAAAAAUACAUUAUCGUUCAGUAAAUAGUACUUCAUCAUGGCCAUUAAAUACAAUGUCCAUCAACAUUGUCAUCUCAGAUUUAAAUAACACAAGCAGUGAAUCUUUGCAUCCUGGUAAUCCUAUCCUAAAUGUACCGGUCACACGUAAAUUGAUUUUCAUGCUAUCGUAUUUUCCUAAAGCCUAUCCCAAGCACAUCGAAAAUCGUAAAAGACUCCUGCAUGAGAUCUACAAAACUCAAAAUUUCAGUUUAAAAAUAAUUUACAAUGACUCAUAUCUGACCACACGACCAUUUUAGCUAAGUUUCCGUAGGAGGUUCUAAUGAUAUUUAGACUAUGAUUGGUAGAGGGUUAGUGAAACAUCAUGCAUGAAAAAGAAAGCAAUAUAACGAUAUGAAAUGGCUCAUUUUGUUCCAAAUGUCACUCGGUUUGGUGGUGUUACGACAUCAGACGCCAUCCCAUUAGAGGCCAGGACUGUUCAGAGCACCCGUAGUAGUUUUUAGUUCCAAAGAUGAUAAAGAAAUAUAAUUUCAUUCUACUAGAAAUUAUCGGUUAACUUGUGCUAAGCCGCAGUGGAACGUCGUUUAUCCAGCUUAUCGGGCCUCGA